Messenger RNA from Nematostella vectensis (starlet sea anemone), 1492 nucleotides. Its product is annotated as E3 ubiquitin-protein ligase MARCHF8. Gene Ontology annotation, biological process: protein ubiquitination. Lineage: Eukaryota; Metazoa; Cnidaria; Anthozoa; Actiniaria; Edwardsiidae. The coding region runs from base 204 to 1025 and encodes 273 amino acids. Gene Ontology annotation, molecular function: zinc ion binding; ubiquitin-protein transferase activity. The transcript has 4 exons. The record is from RefSeq and is a predicted model, not a curated record.
CAGGAGACUGAGCUCUAGGUUCCGGAGAAGGAGGAAGACAACAGAAAAAUAGAAAAGAUCUGUUUUGUUUUCUUGCCUUUCGUCGAUCAUUCAUCGAAAAAGAAAAACGUUUGAAUCAACACACGGAAGCCUUUUAUCGUAUCCCAAAACACUUAUGUAUCGAAACGCGUACGAUAUUUAGAGGUAAAUGUUUGGAAGUUAAUAUGUCUGACAGUCCAGGAAAAGAGGAGGCAACCAUGGUUGGCCAUAAACCCUCUACAAGUGCCCCCACAACACACAAGGUACAUGUUGUUUCCAGCAACUCCAUCCAGCCAUCACCUGAUUCCAGUGAAGAGGUUCCAGAACAGACCUCGGUGGUGGAACUUAAUGCAGCUAAUGCCACAAAUAUCAAGCAGAAUCGCCAGCAGAGAGUGUUUGACAUGAUGAAAUUACUACAACAAAAGCACCUCCAGGACGUCAUGCAGACGGAAAUGAGUGACCGUGGUAGCUGGGAAGUAGCUGAGACGCAGAACAUUUGCAGAAUCUGCCAUUCAGCUGGGGAGGAGCCCCUUGUAACACCGUGCCAUUGUUCUGGCUCUGCCAAAUUUGUUCACGCUACUUGCCUGUUGACAUGGUUCAAAAAGGCUGUCAAAAACACAUGUGAACUUUGUCGGUGUAAAGUCGCAAUCAAGAAAAAGGGGAAGCCAUUCGCAGAGUGGAGAAAGCCUGAAGAUAAGCCGAUCCCCCUUAUCUGGUUCAUUGUCUUUCUUGUUGGACUGUUUCUCAAUGUGUUCUCUAUAUCCGUCAACGCAUCAGAAGUAUGUACCACGACAGCCUGUAUUAUCUUCUACGUUGUCAAUGGUUUUGGUGUCGUCCUUGAUGCUGCAUUCUUAUACUUUUGGUGGACUCGUUGUCUGUUUUAUUGGAAAAAGUGGUGCGCCCUUAAUCAGGAUUGGUCCAUUCUGUCUUGCCCUGCGUCUGCUAUUACGCAAAGGCCAGCAGAAGAACGCAGUCUACGGGCUUUACAGAUCUCUCAAAUAGUGUAGUAUUAAAGUGAAGUUGGUUGUGAAUAACAGGUAAACUGCCCUGGAAGUCCCUGAGCAUUCCAUGUGGUUACAUGCCAUCCUCAGGGACAUACUCUGCAUAAAUUUUACGAGGAAAAAAACAUUCGGCGUGCCCAACAAAAAAGGGGUUUCAGGGCCUUCAUCCCUUUAUCAGUAAGAGGUACACAGGCGUCACUCUGCCAUGUUCCCGGGAUCAUAUGAUGUUCAUCAAUGUGUUAUUGUCCCUGUACACCCAAGCACAAUAAGCAGAUAACGGUUCGCGCUAUUGUCGGUAUAAUCGGCUCAUACGUUCUAGGAAGUCAGAAUGAAGUCACUGUGACGCAAAAGUAGCCAUCCUUUAUUAAGUUUUCAAGUUAAAAUGAACUGCAUUAUCUUGACUUUGUUGUGGAUGUAAAGAAGCUGUAGAAAAGGAAGUUUGUAAAUAAAUAAGUGUAUUGUUUGAUCUGAAA